AUGGACUCAGUGCUGCCAUCCACCAUAGAUCCAUUCUCAGAUCGCGCGUACAUCGCGUGGCUCACUCUGGUGACUCUGGCCUUCAACUACAACACCUGGUUCAUGACAGCUCGUCUGUGUUUCCCCUACCACACCCCGGAGUGGAUCCCUUACUGGAUAACCAUGGACCUUGUGGCUGAUUUCAUCUAUCUCAUUGACUCAAUCUUCUUCCAGGCCCGCAAGCAGUUCGUCAAAGGAGGGGACGUCAUUAAAGACAGGAUUAUAACCAAAGCGUACUACAGAAACUCUGAGAGAUUUAAGAUGGACAUGAUAGCAAUGGCACCCAUAGACUUGCUAUGCUUCCAUUUCGGGUACAAAUCCAUCUUCAGAUUCAAUCGAAUGAUAAAGGUGGACACAUUCUUUGAGUUCAGUGAUCGUCUGGAGAGCCUCAUGUCCAAGGCCUACAUUUGGAGAGUGGUCCGCACCAUUGGCUACCUGCUCUUCAUGCUCCACCUCAACGCCUGCGCCUACUACGUGGCCUCGGCCUACCAGGGCAUCGGCAAGACCACAUGGGUCUACACUGGCAAAGGCAGCGCGUACUUGCGUUGUUACUAUUACGCAGUCCGCAGUCUGAUCAACAUCGGUGGUCUUCCAGAGCCCCACACAGUCUUUGAGAUUACCUUUCAGUUGUCAAACUUUUUCGUGGGUGUCUUCGUGUUCUCCAGUUUGAUUGGACAGAUGAGAGAUGUCAUUGGGGCAGCCACCACAGGCCAGACCUACUUUCGUUCCUCCAUGGACAACACUGUGUAUUAUAUGGUGUCAAAUAACAUCCCCAAACUGUGCCAGAACAGAAUACGCACCUGGUACAACUACACCUGGGACGCCCAGGGCAUGCUGGAUGAGUCUGAGCUGCUGGAGCAGAUGCCUCUCGUCAUGAGGACAGCCAUUGCUGUUGACAUCAACCUGGCUACCUUCCAGAAAAUUGAUCUAUUUAAGGGUUGUGAUAACCAGAUGUUGGUAGACAUGUUGCUGAGGCUUAAGUCUAUUAUAUAUCUACCUGGGGACUUUGUGGUGCAGAAGGGCGAUAUUGGUAAAGAGAUGUACAUAAUCAAGUCUGGAGCAGUACAGGUGGUUGGUGGACCAGAUAAUUCCAUCGUGUUCGUUACACUGAAGGCCGGCUGUGUGUUUGGAGAAAUCAGUCUGUUGCAAUCGUCUAAAGAUGGCGGGAACAGGAGGACAGCUAAUGUCAAAGCUCACGGCUUUGCUAACCUGUCCGUCCUGGAAAAGAAGGAUCUCUUUGAAAUUCUGGUCCACUACCCAAUGGCUCAGAAGGUUCUGGCCAGGAAAGGAAAGAAACUGAUGAAGGCUAAGGGUCCAGCUGCUGCUAAGGCUGUUGAAGAUAAAAAGAAAGGACUGGCGCUGUUCGGGCCCAAACCCCCCACUCCUAAAAUGCUGCGUGUCUUUGGGGGCGACAAAGGCUUUUUGGAGAAACUCAAGCAUGCCACUCAAAAUCAUAAAGAUUGAGAAUAUCAAACUGCAUCGUUUCUCAUAUGUAUUACUUUUGUGGUGAAUUUACAGUGCAUUAUUGUUCAAUCCCCUCUUUACUCACAGCUGAAUGAACAGUAUGUGAGUGUGUGUACAGAACACUAUUUUGAGGGAUUCGUGUAAGAGGGAUACAACUACCCUCUCGCAUACUAUCCUUUAGAAUUGUUUAAUCUUUCAAAAACUUUAUUAAGAUGUGCAAUAAUUAAAGAAAAGACAAAGUGGAAAAAAUGAAUAUUUCUAGAAGUAUUUUGAUCAUUUUUCUUUUCAUAUCAAUUAUCAAUUAUAUUUCAGGUUUAGAAACGGUUAUUUUUUUGACCAAUCACGAUUUGUAUUUGCCAAUACACAACUCAUGUAGUUUGUGGUGACAGUUAUGGAUGCAGUGCCAAUCAAAGGAUUUAUUUUUCUGUGUAACGGGUGAGUAACAGUUUAGCUACGAAACAAGCUACUUAAGUGACAUUUAAUACGAUCUGUCUGCUUUGUAAGAUACACAUUUACCUAAAUAAAUAAAUUCUCAUUUACUAACAACUGCAUCAGUUCCAUAGUAUCAUAUUCUUCUUCAUGAUCUAUUGUGUGUUGUGUUGAAUAGUAGUUGAAUGUGAAAG
Messenger RNA from Oncorhynchus kisutch (coho salmon), 2126 nucleotides. Its product is annotated as cyclic nucleotide-gated cation channel beta-3-like. The coding region runs from base 1 to 1503 and encodes 500 amino acids. Gene Ontology annotation, cellular component: intracellular cyclic nucleotide activated cation channel complex; plasma membrane; photoreceptor outer segment. Gene Ontology annotation, molecular function: cGMP binding; protein-containing complex binding; intracellularly cGMP-activated cation channel activity. Gene Ontology annotation, biological process: monoatomic cation transmembrane transport. The transcript is spliced from 14 exons. The record is from RefSeq and is a predicted model, not a curated record. NCBI's taxonomy places the organism in Eukaryota, Metazoa, Chordata, Actinopteri, Salmoniformes, Salmonidae.